AUGAAGGUCAAGAUCAAGAAGUGGAAUGCCGUUGCGACAUGGCGGUGGGAUCUCCCAGAAGACGAUGUUUGUGGUAUCUGCCAGGUCCACUUUGACGGUACCUGCCCGACGUGCAAAUACCCCGGGGAUGACUGUAGUCUAUUAUCCGGAAAAUGUGGUCAUAACUUUCACAUGCACUGCAUCAUGGAAUGGAUCAAGCAAGAUUCUUCCAAGGGCCAAUGCCCCAUGUGUCGACAGAAAUUUGAGUGGGGAGAGGGUGGUUUACAACAGCAGGAAGAAGAGCAGCGGGUUGUUGAGGAGUAA
Pestalotiopsis fici W106-1 is the source of this 303-nucleotide messenger RNA. RefSeq lists its product as uncharacterized. The record is from RefSeq and is a predicted model, not a curated record. Gene Ontology annotation, molecular function: zinc ion binding; cullin family protein binding; ubiquitin protein ligase activity. Bases 1 to 303 code for a protein of 100 amino acids. Gene Ontology annotation, cellular component: nucleus; anaphase-promoting complex. The transcript has 4 exons. Lineage: Eukaryota; Fungi; Ascomycota; Sordariomycetes; Amphisphaeriales; Sporocadaceae. Gene Ontology annotation, biological process: protein ubiquitination; anaphase-promoting complex-dependent catabolic process; positive regulation of mitotic metaphase/anaphase transition.